Molecule: messenger RNA, 1389 nt
Organism: Strongyloides ratti
Lineage: Eukaryota; Metazoa; Nematoda; Chromadorea; Rhabditida; Strongyloididae
Product: Calcium uptake protein 2, mitochondrial
Exons: 2
Coding region: 1-1389 (462 amino acids)
Biological process (GO): calcium import into the mitochondrion; mitochondrial calcium ion homeostasis
Cellular component (GO): uniplex complex
Molecular function (GO): calcium ion binding
Source: RefSeq, a predicted model, not a curated record
AUGAUAUCUAGAAACAGAUUACAAUUAGUAUUUCCUUCAAACACAUCACUGUUUAAUGAUUGUUCAAAAAGUAAUACUAAUAUUUUAAUACAUACAAGAGCUUAUGAUAAAAAAUAUUAUCAUUAUAAAGAUAACAACUAUAAAAAGAAUAAUUCUUCCACUCCUUUUUGGUUUAUAUCGACAACAUCAUUUGCAUUAACAGCAUCAAUAUUUAUUUCUAAUGCUGAUAAUUCAAAUUUAUUUGAUUUGCCCUUAAAUGAUAAUGAAGAAUUAAAAAAACAAUUACGUGUUAAUGCUAAAAAUAUGAAACUUUCAAAAAAAGAUAUACGAUUUUUGUUAUUUGCUUCUAUAGAGUAUGAUGAAGUAAUAUAUAUGACACCAUCAGAUUUUUUGGAUUGUUUAACACAAGAUCAUCCAAAAGAAAGAGUAUUUAGAAGAGUUUUAGAUGAAAAAACUGUUAAUGAAAUGUUAAAAAGAACACCAUCAUUUUCACAGAAUGAAGAUAAAUUAUUUAGAAAAAUUGAUUCUAAUGGUUUAAUAAGUUACUCAGAAUAUUUAUUUCUUAUUAUGCUUCUUACUAAAAAUAAAAAUGAAUUUUUAUUGGUAAGAAGUUUAGUAACACCACUACGUUCCAGAUCAAAGAAACAAGAAUUAGAAGAACAGGCAUCUUCAAAUUGUUCAAUUGAUGGGGAAAAUAUUGCUAAAAUUAUGCAGUAUAUUGAUGGAAGUGUAGAUAAAAAUUUUGAAUGUGAAGGAGAAGGUUACUCCAAAAGUACAAGUGAAAUUACUGUUCAAGAGACAACCCUUUCAAAAUAUCUUUUUGGACAAAAAGGAAAUCAAAAAAGAUCAUUUAAUGAUUUUAGAAUUUUUUUUGAACAAUUACAAAAAGAAUUAACAGAAAUUGAAUUUAAUGAAUUUAGUAGAGGUAAAAAUGAAAUAAGUCCAGUUGAUUUAGCAAGAUUAGUUUUAAGAUAUUCUAUUUUAAAUAAAGGAUGUUAUGAGGAGUAUCUUAAAAGAAUUCAAUCUAGAACAUGUCCAGGAGAUCCUGGUAUAACAUUUUCUGAAUUUGAACAAUUUAGUAAAUUUUUAAAUCAUUUAGAAGAUUUUACCAAAGCUGUUAGAUUAUAUACAUCUGCGCAAAUUGCUGUUUCGGAGGAAGAAUUUAUAAGAGCUGUCAAAGUGACAACAAAUUUAGAGUUAUCAAAAAAACUGGUACAUAUUUUAUUUCUUAUAUUUGAUGAGAAUGGUGAUGGUCAUCUAACGUAUACUGAAUUUAUUGCAGUAAUGAAUGAUAGAUUAAAUCGUGGAUUCAAAAAAAGAAAUAAAGGAACAAAAGGACUUGGAUGGGAAUUUUAUAAAGAUUGUAUAAUAAAUGAAGUAAGAAAUUAA